AUGUGUUCGCCAUUCGUCUCUGCCUCCGCUUUCUCCUCCAGCUCGUCAUAUACGGCCGUAGGAUCGCGUUCUUCACCGCAACAGACCGUCGAUACCUCGUUUGCGAAGCAGGAUCCUAUGCAAAUCAGCCCCGUCUCUCCCCUCCGUCAACAGCUGUCCUCUCCCCAAGACGUCGGCUCCAGCCGGCUCAAACGUCGGGCCUCGCAAGGCUCCAUCCUGACCAAACCUUCCCCCGUCUCCCGCUUCCUCUCCAGAAGUAACGCUUCGCUCCACCUAUCCUCCCUUGAAUCGAAGUCGUCUGGUCGAAUCGAAUCCCGCACCCAUUCGGCCGACUCUCGCCUCCGUCUCUCCACCCGAUCCCCCGCGUCGAGCUCGCUGGCGACUCGAGCGUCCGAGUCGACCUCCCCGUGGGAUUCGAAAGGAGACUACCCCGCGACUCUUCCCCCGACCCCGCCGGACGACGACGAGCACGUUGCCUGGAGUCCUCAAUCCGGAAUGUUGCUCUUUGAACCCUCGAUGAACCGCCAUCCGGGCCCCGUCCCCAUGGAUGAGGGUCCCAAUAUGGAAAAUGCCCCGCGGAACCCUCAUUCAGAUGGUCUGAACAGCCCGUCCGAUCAGUUAUCCAAUGUGUCUCCUUCCACCUCUGGAGGUAGUCCCGGGUCAUCCGGGGACAUGGACUGCGACGAUAACUCGUGGUUGGAGAAUGCCACAGAGUCGACUGUCUCAUCACUAUCCCUCUCAAACUCCCGCGGAGAGGCCGUCAAGGUAGUGUCUCAGAUGCUGCCCUAUCCGCGCCCCGCAGACAAAACUGUCGCAGUGCCGCCGAACGAGGACGUCUUCGGUGCUCUUCUCCAUGCCGUGCAACAUCACUUUCAAAAUGGACACCCCCCUUACAUCAACAUCACCCAUGCCGUCCCCGAACAGUUCAGCUUGUCGAAUCUUCCUUCCUCACCCCCCAAUACCCCGCGUUCUCCCUUCUCGGCCGACGAUUAUUUCAGCUCGGGUGUCUUCUCCAGUGCUGCCGUGGUCUCGGCGUAUCACGAUUUCCGUGGCCCCAUCCAGGCCAAGGCAUCGCACUUCCCGAUGCCCAUCGUUCCUCCCUUCAGCGUACAUAUCUCAGUCCUUGAACGAUAUCUCCCGCCCUCUUCGGCCCAGGAAUACAAGGACCUUUUCUGCCCGUCGCGCCCGUCGUUCCUGGUGGAUCGGCUCUGCGAGCUCUCCCCGGAUGGCGGGUCUCUGUUGUUCGUCUACCCAACCCGCCGGGGAGCGUCCACCUUCAAGUCACAAUACCUCGGACCCAUCCUUGAUCCGUUGUUGCGGCAACUCGUGGUGGUGAACGAACUGUCCGCCGACAUUGGUCGGUAUCUGGGCAAGCUUUCCUCGGUCGCCCAUAUGGAGGAUUUCGAUACCAUGCGCGACAAUCUGAUGCAUCUGUGUGACUCGCUGAGCUCGUCCUCAUCCCGCUUCAGCGUGGUGGAUGCUCGCAAAGGUAAUGUGCACCUCGAUCGUCAGGUGUGGACCGAGUGGUACAUCCACCAGGAGAAGUCCCGCAUGAAGGAGGUGCUCAGCGUGUACUGGCAGAAUGGCCGUCGACUGCCCGCGAACAAGCGGAUGUCGAGCGUCUCCUCCAAUUAUCUCCUUGAAGACAAGGAGGUGACGUCGGCGAUGCUUCUCGGGGACAUCCUGGAUGGCAUUCGGCGUCGGCCGUAUGGUGAGGAGAUGGAGCCUCGUGAUGGAGUCGAAUUGGGCGUGUUUGUGAUCCGCCGAUCGCAUUAA
Aspergillus terreus NIH2624 is the source of this 1776-nucleotide messenger RNA. RefSeq lists its product as uncharacterized. The record is from RefSeq and is a predicted model, not a curated record. Lineage: Eukaryota; Fungi; Ascomycota; Eurotiomycetes; Eurotiales; Aspergillaceae. The transcript has 2 exons. The coding region runs from base 1 to 1776 and encodes 591 amino acids.